GACUCGUGUUCUGAACAUCACAUCACAGAAGGACGUAUCAGCUGACGACCAUCACCCACCGAACCACUCUCAGAACACAACAUGGGAAGACAGAAGGUGUAUUUGGACAAGCUGUCCAGAACCUGCCAGGUCCGCAACCUGUUGCUUCGCCAGGCCCUGGCAGAAUGUCUUGGCACACUCAUCCUUGUAAUGUUUGGCUGCGGCGCUGUAGCUCAACUAGUGCUCAGCGGAGGAUCCCAUGGCAUGUUUCUAACUGUCAACUUUUCCUUCGGCUUUGCGGCCACCCUGGGCAUUCUAGUCUGUGGCCAAGUGUCGGGAGGCCAUCUGAAUCCGGCUGUGACCUUUGCCCUUUGCCUACUCGGAAGAGAACCGUGGAGAAAGUUCCCAGUAUACUUUGCCUUUCAGACACUGGGAGCAUUCCUGGGUUCUGCAAUAAUCUUUGGCAUGUACUAUGAUGCCCUGUGGGACCAUCCUGACAACUUUAACGUGACGGGAAAUCGGUCUACUGCCGGCAUCUUCGCUACCUAUCCUGGAAAACAUCUCACGAUUCUCAAUGGCUUCUUUGAUCAGCUCAUUGGAACGGCAGCCCUGAUCGUAUGCAUCCUGGCCAUUGUGGAUCCAUACAACAACCCCAUACCCCAGGGGCUCGAGGCCUUCACUGUGGGCUUUGUGGUUCUGGUCAUUGGACUGGCGAUGGGCUUUAACUCUGGCUAUGCCGUCAACCCUGCCAGGGAUCUGGGGCCACGUAUCUUCACCUCGAUGGCUGGCUGGGGCAUGGAGGUCUUCACGGCUCGAAACUGCUGGUUCCUGGUGCCCAUCUUUGCCCCGUUUCUUGGGGCUAUCAUCGGGGUGGUGGUCUACCAGAUGAUGGUGGGUUACCAUAUGGAGGGCGAAGUACGCGACCGGCGUGAGGCGCAGCAACAGAACGAAAGAGAGCGACUCAACAGCAUCAGCACUAACGACCACAACAAAGAGAAGGAGGUGUCAUAAAGAGCCUGACGUCUGCAGGGGGGGAUACACAGCAACAGGGUUAGGGUUAGAAAUAGCAACAGAUGGAGUUCUCCACAAUCUGUACACACACACAAACACACACACUCACACACCACACACUCACACAUACGCACACACACACACACAAAGCGCAGAAUUACAUUAAUUCGUUGAUGAACAAUACAUUUUGUUGUAUUUAAUCAUAGUUUUCUAUUACUACGACUAUAGUUUCCUAUAGGAUUUAGUAGAAUAUAAUGUUAUAGAUAUAUCUAGUGUCUCCACACCAAUUGUUUGCAUAUGUGUUUAUUCUUACCAAACAAACAUUGGCAACAUAUAUUGACCACUGUUUUAUUGUUACAUUACUGUCCCAACAAUCCAUCCUGACUUUUUUUGCAUUAUCCUGUUUUGUUUGUUUGUAUUAUUAUUGAUGUUUCUACGAUAUAAAGUAUGUAUUGACAUGUUUUUCAAAAAACUAAAAGGCCUUGGUAAUCCAUUAUUUCAGUGACGGAAUGUGACAAUUUCCUUUACUCUAAAUCGAAACAGGAUAAUGUUUUUCAUCUGCUUCAACUUUGUAAAUACCUAGACGUAGCUGCCAACACUAUUUGGAGUCUAACCAAGAUAUGGACAUACCAUACCAACAGUUGAAUGUUGUUUAUUUUUACAAUCAUUAACAUCUUUAAUUAACAUCUCAUGUAGUCAAAAUUAGCGCCUUUGGUAAACUUAUUCUAACAUUCUAUUUAUGGGACUGGAAUUGCUCACAUAGAGCGGAUUUUCUGCUUCGACAAGAACCUUACCGGGCCAAUCACAACCGUUUAUCUAAAAGUAGGCGGGAUAAAUACGAUGACGGCCAAGGGUAGGGCCAUUGUUUUUGAUAACAACCAAGAUGGAUACCGCAGAAUCUGUUGAUUCUGC
Messenger RNA from Gadus chalcogrammus (walleye pollock), 1902 nucleotides. RefSeq names its product aquaporin 3a (gene aqp3a). Gene Ontology annotation, molecular function: glycerol channel activity; water channel activity; urea transmembrane transporter activity. Bases 82 to 990 code for a protein of 302 amino acids. NCBI's taxonomy places the organism in Eukaryota, Metazoa, Chordata, Actinopteri, Gadiformes, Gadidae. The transcript is spliced from 6 exons. The record is from RefSeq and is a predicted model, not a curated record. Gene Ontology annotation, biological process: water transport; glycerol transmembrane transport. Gene Ontology annotation, cellular component: basolateral plasma membrane; plasma membrane.